AUGGAGAAAUAUCUUCUAUUUCUCGCCUGUUUGAUUGCCAUCUUCGCUAGUUCGAUGUCACAUGUCAAUCGUUUCCCCAAAUUCCCACGCUAUCGCGUACCGUUCCGUCCUAUUAUGUAUUCCCGCCGUUACGGGGCAGGGGGAGUAGGCGUGGGCGUUGGCAUGGGCGGCGGAGGCGGAAUAAUGGGCGGGCCUGGUGUAGGCGUUGGGGUUGGAGUUGGCGGCGGCGGCCGUGGAACAGGCGUCGGUGUCGGCGUCGGCGCAGGUGGCGGGACUGGCGUUGGGGUGGGUGUUGGCGGCGGGGGCGGUUUUAAUCCUGGUUACAUCUACCCACAGCCCGGUUUCGUGAGGGGUGGUCUCAUCGGGGGUGGUCUCAUCGGGGGUGGUCUCAUCGGUGGUGGAACCGGUGUGGGCGUGGGUGUAGGUGCCGGUGGCGGUCGCGGUUUGGGGGUGGGUGUUGGUAUGGGUGGCGGCGGCAUCUUCGGAGGUCGAGGUUUGGGCGUAGGGGUGGGUGUAGGAGGCGGCGGUCGAGGUUUGGGCGUAGGGGUGGGUGUAGGAGGCGGCGGUCGAGGUUUGGGCGUAGGGGUGGGUGUAGGAGGCGGCGGUCGAGGUGUGGGCGUAGGGGUGGGUGUAGGCGGUGGCGGCGGCGGUUUCAUUGGUUAUCCUAUGGGCGGCGGUUCAAGUAUUUCUUUUAUUGGAUACGGCGGGCCUGGUUACGGCGGGGUUGGCUACGGUGGCGGAGGUGGUUAUUACGGCGGUGCUGGUGGAGCUUUCUACGGUGGCCUUGGAGGUUACGGCGGCUAUGGCGGCUAUGGCGGCUACGGAGGAGGUUACGGUGGCUUCGUCGGCGGAGGCUAUCCAGUGGUGUACGGGGAUGACCUUAACUAUGACGCACCAAAUCCGUCGGGAACAAGCAUGGUAGGCGCGGCUCCACCUUCUGGCGUGUCUAAUAUUCCUGCUGCUGCUGCCGCACCCUCUCCUGCAAAUGGCGCCAUUGCUGCUGGUGCUCCAGUUGAUAGAGUCCAAGCCGCACCGCCCCCGACGUAUUUCCGCAUUAUAAGAAACGGCGUUUGGAAAUCAUCAGCUUGAAAUAAAAAGAACGGACUGACCCCACCACAGUGAAAUCUGAAUGUACACACAAUGUUUGGAAUAUUGAUUCCAG
Gigantopelta aegis is the source of this 1162-nucleotide messenger RNA. Its product is annotated as glycine-rich protein 23-like. NCBI's taxonomy places the organism in Eukaryota, Metazoa, Mollusca, Gastropoda, Neomphalida, Peltospiridae. The transcript has 2 exons. The coding region runs from base 1 to 1089 and encodes 362 amino acids. The record is from RefSeq and is a predicted model, not a curated record.